This is a messenger RNA of Perognathus longimembris pacificus (Pacific pocket mouse), 2791 nucleotides long. It is a transcript of the gene Ttll10, whose product is annotated as tubulin tyrosine ligase like 10. Bases 527 to 2791 code for a protein of 754 amino acids. The transcript has 12 exons. The record is from RefSeq and is a predicted model, not a curated record. NCBI's taxonomy places the organism in Eukaryota, Metazoa, Chordata, Mammalia, Rodentia, Heteromyidae. Gene Ontology annotation, biological process: protein modification process.
CAGAUCUUCCUGCCCAGCCAGGCUGGCUUCAAACGGCAAUCCUCAGAGCUCAGCCUCCUGAGUAGGAUUUCAGGUGUGAGCCACUGGUGCCCAGCAUGCCAGGGUCUCCCAUGGUAGGUCCUUGCCUCCUAAAUCGCCCCAAACUUGAAACAAGUUUGUUUGCUUGGUAUGAGAAGGACUCAUCUGGGAAUUGGCUAACAUUCCCUGAAACGCUCCAAGGAAGGCAACAUGGAGAAACCCAGCGUGCAGGCACAAGACUCCCCCUGGGGCUGGGGGAGUCGCCACAGCUGCAGAGGAGUUGUGCCAACAGAACUCAGCUGGACUCCAGGGCAGCAGUGCAGACCUGGAAGGCCCUUGCUCAGGGCCAGGAGCCCCUCUUCUAUCCAGUGCUGCAGGUGGGCAACUGUCCCCCCGCCCCCCACAAGUCUGAUGGCCGUUUGCUUACAGCCGACCUGAAGGCUGCGCUCGGCGAGGCCAGAGCAGUCCCGGCAGUGGAGGACUCGCCCAGCAGAGGCAGGAUGCAGACAUGGCUUCAUGCUCACGGGCCUCCAGGCCCCGCAGCCACAGAGAUGAGAGCCAACCCCAAGAAGAAGCCACAGCCCAGGACAUGGAGAGGCACAACUCCUCAGGCAGGGUGGGCCUGACCAUGUGCCCCACCAAAGGCCUGGGACCUCAGGCCGCCCGAAGGCCCCACAGGCGGGUGAGAGCAACAGCUUCCCCUUGGGGCCCUCUCCUUGGAGCCCCCAUGCCUGGAACCCGCGGCCACCCCCGGCUCAUACACCACCGGGGUCAGCCCACGCGGACCCACAUUGGCUCCAAGAGACCCAAGCGGCCCAGGGUCCGGCGGUGCUCCAUCAGGGCACCAGACGAAUGCAGAGCGGCCCCCGGAACUGGCCCUACCCAUCCUCAACCCAGGGCAUCCCAGGACAAACACAGGCUGUGUGUCUCUUGGGAAGGGGACCAGUCUUCCACACAGCCAUGUCCAGCUGACCAGACAAGCUCCGGAAGGGGCCAGCAGGAAGCCCCCAGUGCCGGGGCCACUGUUCUUCAGGAUCUGAGGGCUCUGCCUGGCCAUGCCGGCGCCACGGGCAGCCACAGUGGUCACUGCCCACCCCACCUCCACUCAGGCUGGACCCAUGACAGACAGAUGGGGAGCAGUGGGGAGCUAAGCCAGCUGGACCAAGAUGCAGAUCUCCUAGAAGGUGCAGACACUGCCAGGCUCCCAGAGGUCCUUCUGGAGGAGCGCCCAGUGGAAGGGGAUAAGACACCAUUCAGCCCUGGACACGGCCCCUUCUUCUACAUCGGAGGCAGCAAUGGGGCCUCCAUAAUCAGCAACUACUGUGAGAGCAAGGGCUGGCAGCGGACCCAGGACGGCCAGCGUGAGGACUACAAGCUGAAGUGGUGUGAGAUCAAGUGCAAGGACAGCUACAGCAGCUUCCGGGAAGGCCAACAGCUGCUGUUCCAGCUCCCCAACAACAAGCUGCUGACCACCAAGAUCGGGCUGCUCAGUGCCCUUCGCGAGCACGCGCGCAUCAUGAGCAAGACCAUCAAGAUGCAGGCAGGCCUUCAGAGCAGGGCCCUGAAAAUGGAAGAUUUUUUCCCAGAGACCUACCGGCUAGACAUCAGGGAGGAGAGACAGGCCUUCUUCACCCUGUUUGAUGAAACCCAGAUAUGGAUCUGCAAGCCCACAGCCUCCAACCAGGGAAAGGGCAUCUUUCUGAUCAGGAGCCAGGAGGAGAUUAUCACCCUGCAGGCCAAGACCCAGAGCAUCGAGGAGGACCCAGCUUACCGCAAGAUGCCCUUCCGGAUGCCUCAGGCGCGGGUGGUGCAGAGGUACAUCCAUAACCCACUCCUGCUGGAGGGGAAGAAGUUUGACGUCCGCUCCUACCUGCUCAUCGCCUGUGCUAUGCCCUACAUGGUCUUCUUUGGCCAUGGCUAUGCCCGCCUUACCCUCAGCCUCUAUGACUCCGCUUCCAGUGACCUCAGUGGCCAUUUGACCAACCAGUUUAUGCAGAAAAAGAGCCCUCUGUACAUGAUGCUAAAGGAGGGUACUGUGUGGAGUAUGGACCGCCUCAACAGCUACAUCAAUGACAAGUUCAGAAAGACCAAGGGCCUCCCCAGAGACUGGGUCUUCACCACAUUCACGAAGCGGAUGCAGCAGAUCAUGUCCCACUGCUUCCUGGCGGUCAAGUCCAAGCUGGAGUGCAAACUGGGUUACUUUGACCUGAUUGGCUGUGAUUUCCUAAUUGAUGAGAACUUCAAGGUGUGGCUCCUGGAGAUGAACUCCAACCCUGCCCUGCACACAAACUGUGAAGUCCUAAAGGAGGUGAUCCCCAGAGUGGUCAUGGAAACCCUGGACCUGGCGCUGGAGACCUUCCAGAAGAGUCUGCACGGCCAGAAGAUGCUGCCCCUGCGGGCCCAGCGCCGCUUCGUGCUCCUGCACAACGGGGAGGCCGACUUGUGGCCCCGCCUCGGGGGCUCCCGCACCCUCCCGCGCCUGGCGCCGCCCCGGGCCGCCGCCGGCGAGGGCUCGCCCGGCGCGGGGCGCGCGGACCGGCGGGGCGCUCGCAGGCCCGCCCCGCCCCGGGGCGCGCCGGGCCGGCCGCUCUCCGCCCCGCGCCCUUCCCGGCCGCCAGGCCCCGGGGAGCCCGCGGCGCCGGACCCGGAGCGGCCGCUGGAGGGCCGCGGAGACCCCGACCCCGAGCCCGACCCCGAGCCAGACCCCUCCGCCAGGCCGCCGGAGGAGGAGCGCGAGGAGGAGCCGAGGGGCUCCAGCCACCGGGGCUCUUAG